Phytophthora nicotianae INRA-310 is the source of this 853-nucleotide messenger RNA. RefSeq lists its product as hypothetical. The record is from RefSeq and is a predicted model, not a curated record. NCBI's taxonomy places the organism in Eukaryota, Oomycota, Peronosporomycetes, Peronosporales, Peronosporaceae. The coding region runs from base 254 to 775 and encodes 173 amino acids. The transcript has a single exon.
CGCUCACGCAAUGAAGCGUGAACAAAGGUUUUGGUAAGUUUGUGUGAUUUCUUUGCAAACGUUACCUUGGCCUCGCAAAAGAGGUAAAUUUCUUUACCCCGAGGACGUGGAACCAAUGCCGGCGCUGACGAAGAUUCACUGCAACCGGCAAGACUGGUGAAAGGGGAGACAAACCGGAUGUGCUCAUGGUCCAUGUUCAAGCCCUGGAUGCGUUCCCGAAGAUGAUUGGCUUGUGUCGGUGUGUCAAAGCCUCAUGUCGCUCUUUCGUCGUCGGACGGGCCUGCUACGGCUUGGCCAGUCGCCGCAGCGCUCACUCAGGCCAGACUCACUUGUCACGUUAAAUUUACCUCCGCAUCGAUACCCGCCCCUCAUGCGUCCCUGUUGUUUCCUGCUUGUGGUGGUGUUCAUCAUAGCAGCGUGCUGUCACAGUAUUUCCACCGCUGAACGCGCUCCUCAGACCAAAACCCAAGAGCUGACUUACAACCACGAUCUCACAGUUGCUGAAAAUGUGAAGCUCUAUCUCAAGGACAUCAAGAAGGCGGCCACGGAGGAAGAAAGAGCUUUUCCUGGAGGCACUCAACUGAGGGGAUUUUUCGAGAAAAUAGGCCAGGGAACCAACGCUAAGAUCGCCGUGGACAAGGUCAAACAGGCUCUGCAUAAGGACACCAGACAUGCUUCGGUCUCAGUGGCUAUCAGUCUUUUGAAAAUGCUGAUAGUUGUUGGCGUCAUCUCGGUAGCAAGCGGCUACAUUGUUUACCGUGUAACCAACAGUUAGUGAUAACUUGGCACCUCGUUCUUAUUAAGUGACAGCUUAACACAUAUCCGAACCAGCCUAUUCCCAUUCUUCUUCAUC